AUGGUGAUCACCAUGUCUUACUCCUUCGCCGUCUUGAAUAUAUGCAGUACCUACCCUCCUGAAAUAGUGGUUCCUAAAUCUGUUACAUUGGGAAUGGUGGUUGGAAGUUCGAAGUUCAGAAGUAAAGAAUGUGUGCCUAUGCUUUCCUACCUCUACAAAGAGAACAAUCCUGCCAUUUACCACUGUAGCCAGCCUCUGUCUGGAUUUUAUACUCAUUGCAUAGAUGAUGAGCUCCUGCUAGAGGUUAUUAGCCAGACGAACCCAGAGAGCCAGUUUAUGUAUGUUGUAGACACAAGACCAAAAUUAAAUGCCAUGGCCAACCGAGCAGCUGGGAAGGGUUAUGAAAAUGAAGGCAACUAUGCCAACAUUCGCUUCAGGUUCAUAGGCAUUGAGAACAUCCAUGUGAUGCGGAGCAGCCUGCAGAAACUCUUGGAAGUUUGUGAAUUGAAAACUCCAACAAUGAGUGAAUUUCUUAGCAGCCUGGAGAGCUCAGGGUGGUUGAGACACAUUAAAGCUAUUAUGGAUGCUGGAAUUUUCAUUGCAAAGGCAGUGAAGGUAGAAAAGACCAAUGUCUUAGUCCAUUGUUUUGAUGGGUGGGACCACACAGCACAGGUCUGCUCUGUGGCCAGCAUCUUCCUAGAUCUAUUUUGUAGGACAUUCAAGGGACUCAUGAUCCUGAUAGAGAAGGAAUGGAUAUCCAUGGGCCACAAGUUCUCCCAAAGGUGUGGCCACCUGGAUGGGGACGCUAAAGAAGUAUCCCCUAUCUUCACACAGUUCCUAGACUGUAUCUGGCAGUUAAUGGAACAAUUUCCUUGUGCCUUUGAGUUUAAUGAAAAUUUCUUGCUGGAAAUUCAUGACCAUGUUUUCUCCUGCCAGUUUCGGAACUUCCUUGGAAACUGCCAGAAGGAUCGAGAAGAUCUGAGAAUCUAUGAGAAAACCCAUUCCGUGUGGCCUUUCUUGGUUCAGAGGAAACCAGACUUCAGGAACCCUCUCUAUAUAGUCUUCACUGUGUAUGGGGUACUCAAUCCUCGUACUGUGCCCUACAACAUUCAGUAAGUUCCUAAGCUGUCCCAUCCUUUCUUACAGCAAGCCCAGGGCCUCAGCUGCUUUGCCUCUCCUUUUAUAGCUGACAUCAUCUCCAUAAGCCUGGCUAUGGAGUAGGACACUCUCUCCCCAGAUCACCCAUUCCUUGCUGCCUCUGAAAACAAGACCACACUCCCUUUGGUUGUUGUUACUUGCUGAGGGAAAUAAACAAGAAACAAUAGUUGAUUUGUAGUAAUACAACCAGUAAAGAUGUAGGUUGUUUCAUUCCUUUGAGUCUUUCCUUGUAUAUUCCUCUUCUUUCCCAUCCUUUUCCCUAACAAAGAGAAGGAAAAACAGAGAAAGAGAAUGUGCUGGUAUUGUUUGCUCUACUUUCCCCAAAAAGUGUAAAGUAUAGGGUGCCGUGUUCACUGACCACAACUCAAUGAGUACAAGACAGAACUGAAUGCAUUUAUUAAGUCUAGCGGUUUAUUUUGUAUAUUCAUUAGGAUUUUAUAUAUGUAAGAUCAUGUCAUUUCUGAAUAGAGAUUGUUUUACUUAUUCCUUUCCAAUUUGGAUGCCUUUUAUGUUCUUGCCUAAUGCCCUGUUUAGAACUUACAGUGUUGAAUAGAAGUAGUGAAAGCAGACAUCCUUGUACUGUUCCUGAUCUUAGGGGGAAACCUUUUGGUCUUUCUCCAUUGAGUAUGUUAUAUUUUUGUUUUGUUUUGUUUUACAAAUGACCUUUAUCACGUUUAGGACAUUCCUUCUGUUCCUAGUUUGUUGAGUGCUUUUGUGAUGAAAGGAUGUUAGAUUAUAUCAGAUGUUUUCCUGAAUCAUGUUGAGAUGCAGAUGAGAUGACUAUGUGUUAUUUUCUCCUUAAUUUUAUUUACUUUUUUGUUUCUUUUUUGUUUGGCCAUGCCGCACAGCUUACAGGAUCUCAGUUCCCUGACCAGGGAUUGAAUCCAGGCCACAGUAGUGAAAGCCCAGACUCUUAACCACUAGGCCACCAGGGAGCUCCCUCUCCUUAAUUUUAUUAAUAUGGUGUAUAAAUUUGAUUGAUUUUCAGAUGUUGAACCACCCGUGCUUUCCUAGGGUAAAUCCCACUUGGCCAUGGUGUAUAAUCCUCUUAAUAUGCUGCUGCAUUCAGUUGGCUACUAUAUUGUUGAGGAUUUUUGCAUCUAUAUUCAUAAAGCAUAUUAAUCUACAUUUUUUGUGAUGUCCUGGUCUGGCUUUGGUAUCAGGGUAAUGGUGACCACAUAGAAUGAGCUGGGAGUGUUCCAUUCUCUUCAAUAUUUGGAAUACUUUGAGAAGGAUUGUUGUUAAUUCUUUAAAUGUUUAGUAGAAUUCACCAGUGAAGCCAUCUGGUCCUGGAUUUUUCUUUGUUGGGAAGUUUUUGAUUACUGAAUCAGUGUCUUUACUUGUUAUAGGCCUGUUCAAAUGUUUUAUUCCUUCUUGAGUCAUUUUUGGUAGUUUUUAUGUUUCUAGAAAUUCGUCCAUUUCAUCUGUCUAAUUUGUUGGCAUGCAAUUGUUCAGGAUAUUCUCUCAUAUUUUUCUCUAUUUCUGUAAGUUCAGUAGUAACAUCCCUAAUUUAAUUUAUGAUUUUAGUAAUUUGAGACUUUUCUCUUUUUUCUUUUAUUUUUUGAGGCCAAAAUACUUUAAUAUCCAAAGCAUCCUGUACGUAAACUGGAUAAUACAUAUUAAAUUAUACAUUUCUAUGACAUUUAGGGAUUUGGGGGGCAUUUUUCCCACUUUAUUGAGAUAUAAUUGACAUAUAACAUGGUGUAAGUUUAAGGUGUACAAUGUGGUGAUCGAUACUUGUAAAUAUUGUGAAAUGCUUACCACAAUAAGAUAAGUUAGCACAUCCUCUACCUCAUACAAUUACCAUUUUGCUGUUGCUGUUGUUAUGGUGAGAAUAUUAAAGCUCUGCACUCAUAGCAAAAAUAUGGAAUAAUUCACAAAUUUGCAUGUUAGUCUUUCACACGUGCCAUGCUAAUCCCUGUAUCAUUCCAAUUAUAUUAUAUGUGCUGCUAAAGUGAGCACUCUCAUUGUUUUUAAUCAGUUUAGCUUAAAGUUUUGUUGAAUUUAUUGAUCGUUUCAAAGAACCAAUUUUAGUUUUGUUGAUUUUCUCUAUUUUUUUAUAAUCUUUAUUUCUUUUGUCUCUGUUCUAAUCCUUAUUAUUUCUUUCCUUAUGCUGACUUUGGUUUUAAUUUGCUCUUCUUUUUUCGUUUCAUAAGGUAUAAAGUGAUUUACUUGAGAUCUUUCUUCUUUUUUAGUGAAUGCAUUUACAGCCAUAAAUUUCCUUCUUAGCAGUUCUUUCUCUGUAUCCCAUAAGUUUUGGUAUAUUGUGUUUUUGUUUAUACCCAUCCCAAAGUAUUUUUAAAUUUGAAUUUCAGAUAAACAAAAAAUAAUUUGCUUAAAAAGCUUGGAUGAUAUGUCCCUUUAAUGCAUUUAAAGACAGUUCUAAAAUGUAUAAAGAAAUGGAAUUGAAAGUUACAGUUAAAAAUUAAGGUGAGGUGGAUGGACCUAGAGUCUGUCAUACAGAGCGAAGUAAGCCAGAAAGAGAAAAACAAACACCAUAUGCUAACACAUAUAUAUGGAAGCUGAGGAGAAAAAAAAAAAAAAAGGUCAUGAAGAACCUAGGGGUAAGACGGGAAUAAAGACACAGAUCUACUAGAGCAUGGACUUGAGGAUAUGGCGAGGAGGAGGGGUAGGCUGUGAUGAGGUGACAGAGUGGCAUGGACAUAUAUACACUACCAAGCGUAAAGUGGAUAGCUAGUGGGAAGCAGCCACAUAGCACAGGGAGAUCAGCUAGGUAGUUUGUGACCGCCUGGAGGGGUGGAA
This is a messenger RNA of Orcinus orca (killer whale), 3861 nucleotides long. Its product is annotated as myotubularin-related protein 8. Gene Ontology annotation, cellular component: nuclear envelope. The coding region runs from base 1 to 1056 and encodes 351 amino acids. Gene Ontology annotation, molecular function: phosphatidylinositol-3,5-bisphosphate phosphatase activity. NCBI's taxonomy places the organism in Eukaryota, Metazoa, Chordata, Mammalia, Artiodactyla, Delphinidae. Gene Ontology annotation, biological process: negative regulation of autophagy. The record is from RefSeq and is a predicted model, not a curated record. The transcript has 9 exons.